CAGCACGCCGGGAGUCAUCAGUUGACUUCGCAAGGCCGCGCCGUGAGGUUCUUUCAGUGAACGCACUCGUCUGCCGCUCGGACUGUUGGCAAUUGCACGCACGAUGCCCGACCUCAGGGGUAAAGUGGCCAUCAUAACGGGUGCUUCGUCGGGCAUUGGGGAAGCCACGGCUUUGCGUUUCGCCUCGCACGGCUGCUGGCUUACGCUGACAGCGCGAAACCAAGCGGCCUUAGAAAGCGUGGCCGAUGCGUGCCGUGCAAAGGGUGUUCCACAUGACAAGGUGCUAGUAGCACCAGGAGACAUAACGGUAGAGGAGGACAUUCGUGCUGUAGUUGAGAAGACCGCAAAGCACUUUGGGCAAAUUGACAUACUGGUGAACAACGCAGGAAUAACUAUGACGCGGACACUCGAAAAUUCUACGAUAGAAGACUACAACCGCGUCUGGGAAACGAAUUUUCGUGGUCCACUUUUGAUGAUAAAAUACGCUGUGCCACAUUUACGCCGAGCAAAAGGCAGCAUCGUGAAUGUGUCGAGCGUGGCAUCGACAAUUGCGGUGAACACUGCAACUCCUUACUGCGUGGCUAAAGCAGCACUAGAUCACCUGUCACGAUGCGCGGCACUGGAGAAUGCUCCGUUCGGGGUGCGCGUCAACACUGUAACCCCAGCGGUCAUCAAAACGCCCAUAGCAAAACAUCCUGGGGUCUCCUUGGAAGAUCACAUGCGGACGCUGGAGUUGACCGGCACCGCUCACGCCUUGGGGAGACCGGGGACGGCGGACGAGGUAGCCCGUUGCAUCGCCUUCCUGGCCUCGGACGACGCCUCCUUCGUCACUGGCAUCACGAUGCCCGUCGACGGCGGCAUGCAACUCUUGUCCAGUCUCAACCGCCGGAGUAUUUCACAACUGCCCCAGAAGCCUGCGUGAUGGCCAGUCGCAAUAUCAUGUAUGCACGGUAAACGGGAGGAGGUCGAGGAAGAAGUCGAUAAAGUUGCACUUGCGUUUGUUUUGCAGGCAUUUUUGUCAAUAUUGUUCGAAGGCAAAACGAGAGUACUUGUAUGCGCUAAUAAAUGUACACUGGUUACGUAACUGCUUAUCAU
Rhipicephalus sanguineus (brown dog tick) is the source of this 1095-nucleotide messenger RNA. RefSeq lists its product as uncharacterized. The record is from RefSeq and is a predicted model, not a curated record. The coding region runs from base 104 to 922 and encodes 272 amino acids. The transcript is spliced from 9 exons. Lineage: Eukaryota; Metazoa; Arthropoda; Arachnida; Ixodida; Ixodidae. Gene Ontology annotation, molecular function: oxidoreductase activity.